UCCUUCCCAAAGCUUGACCAGAUGAAGGAGGCUGUGAGGAAGAGGAAGAUGCCACGGGCCCCCCAGGCAGGCCCCGAGCUGAGGAUGGAGAGCCCGGAGGACAAAUCCCCCCGUGAGACCCUGGUGGGAGAGGCCGUUUUGAAGGGCUCCACGGCGCAGGAAGGCAGCAGGGAGGAAAAGGGCCAGAGAUCCUCCCACAGGAGGGGCUCCAAAGCCAGCCCAGGGUGCUCUGAGGAGGAAAGACCCAGCCUGUGCCGGGAAGGCGGCCGGAGCUUGAGGCGGAGCUGCGAGCUGGUGGUCCCUGAGCAGCCUCCCAGCAGAGAGAAGCCGUUCAGGUGCUUGGAAUGUGGGAAGAGCUUCAGGCAGAGCACCCACCUCCUCACCCACCAGCAGAUCCACACUGGGGAACGACCCUACACGUGUAGGGAAUGUGGGAAGAGCUUCAGGAACAGCUCCAACCUUGUCACCCACCAGCGCAUCCACACCGGGGAACAGCCCUACAAGUGUGGGGAAUGUGGGAAGAGCUUCAGCCAGAACACCAGCCUCCUCAACCACCGUCGCAUCCACACUGGGGAACGGCCCUACACGUGUGGGGAGUGUGGGAAGAGCUUCAGCCUGAGCUCCAACCUCCUCAGCCACCAGCACAUCCACACUGGGGAACGACCCUACGCAUGUGGGGAAUGUGGGAAGACCUUCAGUGACAACUCCAACCUCCUCGCCCACCGUCGCAUCCACACUGGGGAACGGCCCUACACGUGUGGGGAAUGUGGGAAGAGCUUCAGACAGAGCUCCCACCUCUGCAAACACCAGCGCAUCCAUGGUGAACAGCCUUACGUGUGUAGGGAAUGUGGGAAGAGCUUCAGUGACAGCUCCACCCUCCGCACCCACCAGCGUAUCCACAGCGGGGAACGGCCCUACAAGUGCUUGGAAUGUGGGAAGGGGUUUCAGACCAGCUCAGAUCUCCUCAGGCAUCAGCGGGCACACACAGGGGAGAGGCCCUUCCGCUGCACCGACUGCGGGAAGGGCUUCAACCGGAACUCCCACCUCGUCACCCACCGGCGCAUUCACACCGGGGAGAGGCCCUACAAGUGUGGGGAGUGUGGGAAGAGCUUCACUGACAGCUCUGCCUUGACCAAACACCAGCGGACCCACCGGUAAGGGAAGCCUUACAAGUGCCCCGACUGCAGGAAGAGCUUCAGCUGCUGCUUCCACCUG
Messenger RNA from Neopelma chrysocephalum (saffron-crested tyrant-manakin), 1215 nucleotides. RefSeq names its product zinc finger protein 501-like. The annotation marks the transcript as partial. The record is from RefSeq and is a predicted model, not a curated record. NCBI's taxonomy places the organism in Eukaryota, Metazoa, Chordata, Aves, Passeriformes, Pipridae. Gene Ontology annotation, cellular component: nucleus. The transcript has 2 exons. Gene Ontology annotation, biological process: regulation of transcription by RNA polymerase II; central nervous system development. Gene Ontology annotation, molecular function: RNA polymerase II cis-regulatory region sequence-specific DNA binding; DNA-binding transcription factor activity, RNA polymerase II-specific.